AGAUUGGCAACAGGUUUCACUGUACUGGCCAACAUAUUGUACUUCAGCUAACAAACAGCUCUUCCUAUAAAUCUGCAAAGAGGCGUUUAUUCACAUGGAUACAAUCGUCAGACUUUAGCUGUCAGGUUUUUCCUUUUAUAUGAUUUAGUUCUUAUUUGCCUCUUCUGUUGGAAGAAUAAUAAAGAUGAUUAAGAUCAUGUUUCAACACGCGAAGAAACAUCCAGGGUUAAUCCCUCAAUUUCUCUUCCUGACUCUGGGCAUGACAGGGGCCACCUUCUAUCUGAUCCGUCUGGCAAGAGGACCUCAUGUCACCCUCUGGGACAAGAAGAACAACCCAGAGCCCUGGAACAAUCUCGACCCAACCUACCAGUACAAGUUUGUGGCCGUCAACACAGACUACAAGAACCUGAAGAAAGAUCGCCCUGACUUCUAAAGGUCCUCCAGGCAACUCCAGGGGCACCAAGUUUAACAUGACCUCCUGCUGUCACCUCAGUGAUGUGAAACGUCUUCCAUUUCCUGAGUCUCACCUUAUUCUUCACGAGGACAGCUCUGAAUUAACGCUGUAACACUGUGAACAAAAGCAAUUAAAGAUUACAUGAGAUAGA
Messenger RNA from Dicentrarchus labrax (European seabass), 605 nucleotides. Its product is annotated as NADH dehydrogenase [ubiquinone] 1 alpha subcomplex subunit 4-like 2. The transcript has 4 exons. The record is from RefSeq and is a predicted model, not a curated record. Lineage: Eukaryota; Metazoa; Chordata; Actinopteri; Moronidae. Bases 185 to 433 code for a protein of 82 amino acids.